AUUUUAACUAGGAGUGACAAAUAAACAGCUUGAAGCAAGCACGCUUGGCCUCUUAUUUGGAGAACUCUUUGCGCCAAAAGAAGGACGCACCAUCUGCGGCACCGACGACGAGGAGGAGGAGGAAAGGGAUGAAGGAAGCCUCGGGAUGCAGUGAGAAGUCGAGGAAGGAAGGACGAUUUUGAGGUGCUCCAUGUCGAAAAUGAGCUUGAUCCAAGCCGGGCACGACGUCGUCGGCGGCGGCCCCAGGGGGGAGGCGGGCAGAGGCGGACUCGUCGCUAACAACGGCGGCGGUCCCCCGAGGCUCCAGCCGGGCGCGCAGCCUCCGGCUCCCGGCGGCCGGAGCAGAGAUGCCCGCUCCCACCAGCGGCACCAGCACCACCACCACCACCACCACCAUCACGGAGGAAGCUCCAGCGGCGGCACCUCCAUGCUCAAGCAGCCGACGUCGCACAGCGAGCCCGCCGACGCGGUGAGGCGGGCGCUGGACUUCAAGUGCCAGGGCACGCAGUGCUACAAGGACAAGAAGUACCGCGAGGCCAUCGGCAAGUACCACCGCGCGCUGCUGGAAAUGAAGGGGCUGUGCCGGCUGCUGGGCGACCCGGACGGCGGAGGCUCCAAGUCGCUGCUGGCCGCCAUCGGCAAGUCCAGCCCGCUGACGGAGGAGCAGAAGGGGGCCAUGGAGAACGCCGAGCUGGAGUGCUACAACAGCCUAGCCGCCUGCCUUCUCCAGAUGGAGCUGGUCAACUACGAGCGUGUGAAGGAGUACUGUCUGAAGGUGCUGCACAAGGAGGGCAAGAACUUUAAGGCCCUGUAUCGCUCGGGCGUGGCCUACUACCACCUGGGGGACUUCCAGAAGGCGCUCCACUAUCUGAAGGAGUCGCACAAGCAGGAGCCCUCAGACACUAACGUCGUCCGCUACAUUCAGCUGACGGAGAUGAAAAUCCGCCGCAGCGCUCAGAGAGAAAAGAAAGACGCCACAUAAAUAAAAAAAGACCACAGACGACUUUUCCAACUCAUCGCCACUUCCUGUCCCGCCCCUCACUGUGUGUCGCCUGGACUUGUCAUUGUAUAGCAGUCAGGAAUGUUCCAAUGGGAUUUCAAACACUGCUUGAAGGGUACAGAUGUUUUUUUUUGUUCUUUUCCUUUCGCCAAAGUGUCACGUUUGCAAUCACUGCCUGUCCAAAUAUACACUGUGGCGGAAGCACAACAGCAACAAGAACAAAAACGUGCAUAGGUGUUUGUUGUGUUUGUGUUCAAUUCCAGCACUUGGCUCAAAAUGGAGCGUAUGAAUAACAAGCACCCGCGCAACCACAAACUGCUGUUAUUUUUUCGUCUGGUGCUGUCGAGGGAAAUGCAUGUAGUUUAUUUACAUGGGCGGUACACGGAAAAGCACACCGUUGCCACCAUUAACUGAAAAAAUACAUAUCAGAGAAUUGUACAUAGAAAUGGGAAAAGAACCAUUUCUUGGUGAUGAACACCAAAAAACAAAGCACUUGGAUCACAGUAUUUAAAUAUGAAUAUGUAUUGUAUGUAUGUGGUGGUCGUUUGUAUUGAUGGUUGUUGUGAUGACGCCGCAGCAGUGCGAACGGAACAUCUCAUCCUUGAUUAUUAUUAUUAUUAUUUAUACUUUCAAAUGCAUACAAAUGCUGAUGAAAGCACAUGUACGUAAUUAAAAAAAAAAACACCUCAACCAACCACGGCUGCAAUACUUUUUCACUGGUCGACUACACAAGUGAUAAUAAUGAUGAAACAAAUUUCAGGUAGUGAUAACUGUAGUAAGAGUAAUAAUAGCUGUGGCAGUAAUAAUAAUAGUGAUAGUACUACUUUGAAACCCUAAUCCUGUUUCAAAACCCUACUUUGAAACCCUAAUCCUGUUUUGAAACCCAACUUUGAAACCAUAACGCGGCUUUGAAACACUACAUUGAAACCAUAAAUCUGUUUUGAAAGCCUACUUUGAAACCCUAACACGGUUUUGAAACACUACUUUGAAACCCUAACCCUGUUUUGAAACCCUAACCAUGUUUCAAAAUGGUAUUUUCAAACCAUAACCCUGUUUUGAAACCCUAAUCCUGUUUUGAAACCCUACUUUGAAAUCCGAACAUGGUUUUGAAACCCUACAUUGAAAGCUUGGCCUUUUUUUGAAACCCUACUUUGAAACCGUUAACCUGUUUUGAAACCCUGUUUUAAUACCCUACUUUGAAACCCUUAUCCUGUUUAGUCGUAAUAAUAGUAAAAAUAAAAGUAAUAGCGAUAGAAGCCAUAGUAAUAAUAGUAGUAAUAAUAGUGGUAACUAAGACACUAUAGCACACUGAAAAAAACGUUCUUUGAAUUUACUUAAUUCGAACAUGGACAUGAUUAAGUUAUGCUAUUAUUUUUGAAGAGGUGAAAUGAUUUC
This is a messenger RNA of Phycodurus eques (leafy seadragon), 2395 nucleotides long. Its product is annotated as tetratricopeptide repeat protein 9A. Lineage: Eukaryota; Metazoa; Chordata; Actinopteri; Syngnathiformes; Syngnathidae. Gene Ontology annotation, molecular function: protein binding. The transcript has 4 exons. The coding region runs from base 191 to 982 and encodes 263 amino acids. The record is from RefSeq and is a predicted model, not a curated record.